GGCUGUACUAAAAAUUUAGCCACGCACCAAAGUAUAUAAAAAGCCCUCUGUGCAGGCGAAUUGGCAUAAUUAAACCAAACUUUAACCGAAAAACAUGAAGUUAUUACUGAUUUUUGCUGCUGCAAUCGCCUGCGCACAUGCACUACAAUUGCAGUACAUAGUUCAGGGAUCGGGCGAAUCCAGUGAAGAGGAAUAUAGUUUAGUACUGCCUUCGAGUGGUAAACCUGCCUUUGCCGUGCUUGAUAAACCCAAAGAGGAGGAUUCGGAUGAAGAAUCCAGUGAAAAGGAAUACCGUUUACUUUUACCAACCGUUGGUCAACACCAACCCAGCUUAUCAGGUGUGCCUAUUUUCCAGACAGUUAAAGUAAAGGUACCACGCCAUGGCGACUCGUCGAUCAAGCAACAACUUUUCGCGCAAGCUUUGGCUGCACGUGGCAUAAGUCUGCAAGACUUGGGCGUAGAUCCUUUAACUAGCAGACGCUCCGAACCCAAUUUGGGUAUCCAAAAUUUAGGCGCUCAACUUUUGGCGAGAUCAGCAGGACUUAAUUACGGUGGCCAAGAUUACGGCGCUCAACUUAUGGCGAGGUUAGUGCCAAAUUUGGGUGUCCAAGACUUAGGCGCUAAAAUUUUGACGAGAUCAGCAGCACCUAAUAACGGUGGCCAAGAUUACGGCGCUCAACUUAUGGCGAUGUUAGCGCCAAAUUUGGGUGUCCAAGACUUAGGCGCUAAACUUUUGACGAGAUCAGCUGCACCUAAUAACGGUGGCCAAGAUUACGACGCUCAACUUAUGGCGAUGUUAGCGCCAAAUUUGGGUGUCCAAGACUUAGGCGCUAAACUUUUGACGAGAUCUGCUGCACCUAAUAACGGUGGCCAAGAUUACGGCGCUCAACUUAUGGCGAUGUUAGCGCCAAAUUCGGGUGUCCAACACUUAGGCGCUCAACUUUUGGCGAGAUCACAAGGAUCUAAUAACGGUGGCCAAUAUAACGGAGCUCAACUUAUACAGCACUCGAUGCCCGACUUGGGACAGAGUCAAGUUUAUCUGAUACGUAAACAACGCCAGGCGCCAGCUUCAGAUAAAAAUGUAGGUGAAGUUGUAGCGGAAGGUGGAAAUGUUGAUAGUGUCAUUGCAUCUAAUGCAGUCACGGAAGCGCCCGUUAUUGGGGUCGUCACAAAACCUCCAAUCGUAGAUGCAGUCGUUGCUCCUAUCGUAUCUGCGGUACGCCAAGUCCGCCGGUCUGCCAAGUCAAAUUAAAUAAACUUUUUUUUAUAGGCUGCGAAGACCCUGAGUAAGAAUGCUUUAUUACACCAAUAAAACGAAGAACUAAAACA
Messenger RNA from Rhagoletis zephyria (snowberry fruit fly), 1329 nucleotides. RefSeq lists its product as uncharacterized. NCBI's taxonomy places the organism in Eukaryota, Metazoa, Arthropoda, Insecta, Diptera, Tephritidae. The record is from RefSeq and is a predicted model, not a curated record.